Budorcas taxicolor (takin) is the source of this 714-nucleotide messenger RNA. Its product is annotated as proline-rich protein HaeIII subfamily 1-like. NCBI's taxonomy places the organism in Eukaryota, Metazoa, Chordata, Mammalia, Artiodactyla, Bovidae. Bases 1 to 714 code for a protein of 237 amino acids. The transcript is spliced from 2 exons. The record is from RefSeq and is a predicted model, not a curated record.
AUGCCCCAUCCCCACAAGGUGUCCACCCAACAAGCUCACAGCUUCCGGAAGAAGCGACACGUCCAGCAACACUGCCCAGCUCUGCAGGAGGGCAGGAGGCCAGGUCCAGCAGGCAACCUCGGACCCGACAAGCCCAAAGGAAGCUGCUGGUCAAACCUCAAAGGCAGCAGCAGGCCGAGGGGCCCAGGUUUCUUCCUGGGAAGGCUGCCCAGUUUCACAAAACGGACGGCCCAGGAGGCCCCAGGCCUGCCAGUGGGACGGGGGGCACGGCUGAGCCCUCGCCUGGGCCUCGGCGUGCCCGCUCCCCGGGGACCCGAGGCGCUCAGACUCCACUCUGCAGCCUGGUCCCAGGUCCACACUCUCCCAGAAACCGCCGACCUGGGAGUCCGGGUCCCAGAGCCCUGCGGUGGCCCGCCCCCAAGCCCCGGCCGGUGCCCAAGGGGACCUUCUCCUGAAACCCGGCCCCCUUCCCUCCGCCAGCCUGGUGUCCCUCCUGCCCCCACGCCAGAGGCCCCCAGCUCGGGCCGGAGCCCCCGCCCCAGGUCGGAGCCCCCGCCCCAGGUCGGAGCCCCCGCCCCAGGUCGGAGCCCCCGCCCCAGGUCGGAGCCCCAGCUCCAGAGCCGCCGCCCGAAGCUGCAGCCCCCCCAGCUCGGGCCGGAGCCCCCGCCCAGCUGGGAGCCCGCGUCCCGGGAGGAUCCUGCCCGGGGGCCCUAG